AUGCCGCCCAAGAAAAAGGGAGAGCGUCAGGACUCGGAUGCUGUUGAGGAGAGAAAUGCCCAGGUGCAGCUGGAGAAGGCCAAGUACAAGCCUGUGGCAUUUGCAGUGCGCUGCAACUUCUCCUACACGCCAGCAGAUGACGACAAUGUCCCAGUGCCAGGCCAGGCUGUCACCUUUGAGGCCAGAGACUUCCUACAUGUCAAAGAGAAGUUUAACAAUGAUUGGUGGAUCGGCCGGCCGGUGAAAGAGGAUGGUGUGGUGGGUUUUGUCCCGAGUCCAGUCAACCUGGAGACCAUCCUCAUCCGAAGAGAAGUUCAGGCCAGGAAAGCUGCCAAGGCCUUGGCCAACAAAGCAGCAACUCAAGUCGCUCAAGACAUGAACUCCAAGAAAUAUACCCCUCCUUCACAAGCUAAUCAGCAAGUGAAAAAGAAACCGGGGGAGCAGGUGGCAAUGUAUGAUGUAGUGCCUACCAUGCGUCCCUGUUGUCUGAUGGGGCCAUCCUUAAAGGGCUUAGAGGUUACAGAUAUGAUGCAAAAGGCACUAUUCGAUUUUUUAAAACAUCGAUUUGAAGGCAGAAUCACUAUUACACGGGUCACAGCAGACAUCUCUCUGGCCAAACGGAACAUCCUUAACAACCCGAGUAAAAAGGCCUUAAUGGACCGGUCCAACACACGUUCCAAUCUGGAUGCGGCCGCACAGAUUCAGGGGGAAGUGGAGCGCAUCUUUGAGCUGGCCCGCAGCCUUCAGCUGAUAGUGCUGGACGCAGAUACGGUCAACCAUCCUCUCCAGGUAACCAAGACCUCCUUGGCCCCAAUCCUCGUCUAUGUCAAGAUCUCCUCGCCGAAGGUGCUGACCAGGCUGAUAAAGACCAGGGGAAAGUCUCAGACCAAACAUCUGAACGUUCAGCUAGUCGCAGCAGACAAGCUGGCCCAGUGUCCACCGGAAAUGUUUGACGUCAUCCUGGAUGAAAACCAGCUGACCGAUGCCUGUGAGCACAUCGCCGAUUACCUGGAGUCCUACUGGAGAGCCACCCACCCUCCAGAGAUGCAGCCUGUCAACCCCCUGGUUGCCCAGCUGGCAGAGAACACACUGCCCACCAGCCCUGCACGAACACAGGUGGAGGAGAAAAGCAAAAAGUCGGCGGCCAUCAAGAGGAAAGGUUCCCGUGAAAACCACCUCGACACGGAUCCCCCCCAAGCCCCAGCCCAGGAGCAGCCAGCCGAGGAUGGCCAUGGAGAGGAGGGAGAGGACGAACGGCUCCUGAGGACUGAACCAAAGAGACCCCAGCACUCCCACCACCACCACUCUCACCACCACCGCCACCACCACCACCGCAGGACAGAGCACCACAACCACGCCCAGCACGGGCCCGCAGAGACACAGUACAGCAGGGACUACACCCAGAGGCUCCCCCGCAGCAGACUGCCACCCGAGGAAAGGGCCCAAGAGGAGGAGGAGGAGGAGGAUGCAGAGGUAGCAGAGGAGGAAGAGGACGAGGAGGAGGAGGGGGCGGUCCGCUACAACCACAGGCCCGUGGUGUCCCACAGGGACCAUAACCACCAUCAUCACAACAGUAACCACCACCACCAUCACCACCACCACCACCGCGGGGGCAGCCAGCCCCACCCAGGGGAGGAGUACGAGCUGGAGCGCAACGAACGCAACCGGCAGCACAGACACCACCAGCACGUCCCAGCGCGGAUCCACCGCAGCGACCACUAUCCCGCGCAGCAUCACAACUACCACCACUACCACAGCAGAGACAGAGACCGCCAGAGAGACCGAGAGCGAGAGCGAGACAGGGACAGGGACAGAGACAGGGACAGGGACAGAGAUAGAGAGGGGAGGCACGGGGGCAUGAGACAGUGGCACGGGGACUCCUAUAUACACUAG
This is a messenger RNA of Lampris incognitus (smalleye Pacific opah), 1893 nucleotides long. It is a transcript of the gene cacnb2b, whose product is annotated as calcium channel, voltage-dependent, beta 2b. Gene Ontology annotation, biological process: calcium ion transmembrane transport; regulation of voltage-gated calcium channel activity; neuromuscular junction development. Gene Ontology annotation, cellular component: voltage-gated calcium channel complex. Lineage: Eukaryota; Metazoa; Chordata; Actinopteri; Lampriformes; Lampridae. Gene Ontology annotation, molecular function: high voltage-gated calcium channel activity; protein binding. The record is from RefSeq and is a predicted model, not a curated record.